Molecule: messenger RNA, 2308 nt
Organism: Drosophila elegans
Lineage: Eukaryota; Metazoa; Arthropoda; Insecta; Diptera; Drosophilidae
Product: P protein
Exons: 1
Coding region: 15-2141 (708 amino acids)
Biological process (GO): transmembrane transport
Cellular component (GO): membrane
Source: RefSeq, a predicted model, not a curated record
CAUCCAUAUGUACAAUGUACACCUAUCAAAUGAAAAUUCUAAGUAAUCCCUUUUUGGCUUUCAACGCAAGACGUCUGGGCGAACGUGGUUCGCAGGCAUGGCCGACCUUGCGCCGAACCAGGUCAUACACGGCCCAGAUUUCUGGGGUAGCAAGUCUGCAGGAGGAUGAUGAUGGGCAGCAGAGGCCGUCUGCCCGCCACAGGUUAAUCAUCCACCUCGUCAAGAUGUGCAUUCUGCUGCUCCUCUGGUUCGUCUGCACAUUCAUCGUGUUCUCAUAUGCCGUCGAUAAGAAUCCGCGGUCCACGAUGGUCACCGUGAUGCCCAACGAAACUGCUCUGAGGACGGUGAAGCUGCCCGGCAAUGGAGUCCGAGUCACUCUGCAAGGUCCCGUGGAUGGCCAUCUCAUGAGGUUUCCGGACGAGCACAGUGGAGGGUAUGGCGCUGGUUUGCGGGUGGAGUGGCGCAAUCCCGAUUUGAAUGUGACACAUCGCCGGACGGACAUGUGGAAUAUUGUCAUAGACAGCGAUGCCACAAAGUACGAGGAAGUGUCGAAGAAGUUUGUUCUUCCACGAACGGGCGGCGAAGAUGCGCAGGCGGUGAUCUCCCUGGAGAACUGGCUUGAUUCCCCAGUGUCGCUGCACAUGACACUGGACACCGGUCCGCCGAUCACGGACAUGGGCGUCCUCUAUGCCGGCCUCCUGAUCGUUGGGCUCUACAUGCUGAUCAUCUUCGAUGUGAUAGAUCACACCUUUGCCGCUCUGAUUAUAGCCACCACGGGCAUUGCAACUCUCACCAUCCUGGACCAUCGGCCCAACGUGCAUUCGAUCAUAUCCUUUGUCAACUUUGAGCCCCUGAUGCUGCUCUUCGGCCUGAUGACCAUUGUGGACAUCAUGGCGACCACUGGCGUCUUCGAUUACCUGGUUGUUGGCACAUACCGACUGGCCAGGGGUCGACCUUGGCCCCUGAUAUUUCUCCUUAGCAUGCUGACCGCCUUGCUGUCCGCCCUUCUGAACAGCGACAUCAUGGCUUUGGCUCUGACCCCAAUGACCAUUCGCCUGUGUGAGGAGAUGUCCUUGCGGACCACUUACGUCCUGGUCGUAGUGGCCAUAUUCGCGGACAUGGGUGGCGCCCUGACGCCCAUGGGGAAUCCGCCCAACGCCAUUGUGACCACCAAUCCGGCGGUGAUGGCAGAAGGCGUGGACUUCGUCACCUUUGUGGCCCACAUGCUGCCCGGAGUGCUGGCGGCCAUGCUCGUGGUCUGUGCCAUCGUGUACGUCACCCACAGGACGAGCAUCUUUGAGGUGGACCAACACCAGCGGGAUCUGGUGGAGAAGAGGACCGGGCCAAAGAAGCAGCCCUCCCAGGCCACCCUGGAGCGCAUAGCUAAGCUCAGGGAAGUGGUGCCAAGCAGGUAUUGGCUGAAGCCCGCGGAAAACUAUGCCGAAACCUUGGCCGCACUGGAGGCGAGCAGCCGGAUCCGGAACAAGCCGCUGCUGAUCAAGGGCUGCCUCGCACUGACCUUCGCCCUCAUCUGCAUGGUCCUGCACUCGAUACCUCAUGUGGCGGCCGGCGCCACCUUGGGAUGGGUGACCCUGCUGGCCGCCUUCCUGCUGAUCAUCCUGGACGACAAGAACGAUCUGAACGCCACUCUGGGCAUAAUCCAGUGGAACAUCCUGCUGUUCAUCGCCGCACUCUUCGUGCUGUCGGAGGCCGUGGACCAGUUGGGCUUCUUCCAGUGGCUCGGCGAUCACACAGCGGUGCUCCUGAGGAGCCUGAAGCCGGAGUACCAGACGGCGGUGACCAUUGUGGGCCUGCUCUGGACGACCGCCCUACUCACGAUCCUCAUCGACAACGCCGCCGUUACAAUCUUCAUGCUCAAGUUCAGCUUCCAGAUGGCCAGCAAUGAUGACGUUCCCCUGCCGCCCAUGAUCUGGGCCCUCACGUUCGGGGCCUGUUUUGGGGGAAACGGUUCCCUAUUUGGGGCCGUGUCCAAUGAGAUCAUCGUCCAGAUCGCCCUCCAGCAUGGCUACAGGAUAUCCUUUUGCCACUUCUUCAUUAUUGGGUUUCCGCUGAUGCUGGCCACCAUGGUUAUCGGCUCGGCUUAUCUCCUAAUUGCACACACAGCCCUAAGUUGGAACUAACACUUGCUUAAAGACCCAAACCUAGAGAACCUUUUUGUAUGCUAAAGUCUUAAGCACUACGAAAAUUAUUCAUUCCCCGCAUCGUUUUAAAAAUGUAUAAUCCCAAGUAGCGCUUUGCAAAUAUGUAUUCAUAUUGCAUAUCUUAUUAAAUUGAUAUUGCGAUUAAA